AUGAGGAAGGGGGGUCUGUCAAAGUGUGUUUCUGUGGGUGGGGACAAGGAUUUGGAGAAGUCGCGGAUGCUGAGGGAAAAUUUAGCGAUUAGUUAUUCUUUGUAUCAUUGUGUCCUUCUAAUCUUCACGGACUCGAGAACUCUACUAGGAAUUAUACUGUUUGUUAAUGGCUAUAGCGAUGAUGUCAUCACUGUUAUAAUCGCUGAUAUAAUUGACGGUAUUUUCGGUGGCGUCGUGGGUGGUGUCAUGGUUCUCAUCAUCGAUAGUGUUAUCCGUCGUUUAUUUCCCAGCCUUCGUAGCGACAGGGUUACUGAGGGCGGAGAUGAUAAUCCGGAGGCUUGCGAUGGUAGAAGGUCAGCACCAAACUCCAGACAUGACCGCAAGGACAAAUGA
This is a messenger RNA of Babesia ovata, 393 nucleotides long. RefSeq names its product major facilitator superfamily MFS 1, putative. The transcript has a single exon. Bases 1 to 393 code for a protein of 130 amino acids. Lineage: Eukaryota; Apicomplexa; Aconoidasida; Piroplasmida; Babesiidae. The record is from RefSeq and is a predicted model, not a curated record.